Messenger RNA from Aspergillus novofumigatus IBT 16806, 1239 nucleotides. Its product is annotated as SDR family oxidoreductase. NCBI's taxonomy places the organism in Eukaryota, Fungi, Ascomycota, Eurotiomycetes, Eurotiales, Aspergillaceae. The transcript is spliced from 3 exons. The coding region runs from base 78 to 1025 and encodes 315 amino acids. The record is from RefSeq and is a predicted model, not a curated record.
CAUAAGUUUAUCACAGUACAUCAGUCAUUUUCAAAUACCUUUUAUUACCUGGACAGCUUUUACUAGCGCACGUGAAAAUGCCUCUUUUCGAUUUCAAGACCACUGGGCCUGAAGUAGUCGCCGCAUUCUCAGAGCGAGUCUCUGGAAAAACCUUUGCGAUCACUGGAGCUAGCCGAGGAGGACUGGGAGCGCAAACAGCCCUAUGCCUGGCAGCCGCAAAGCCUGAAGAGAUUCUGCUACUCGGGCGCUCCGAGGACAAAGUUUCCCCUGUCAUACAACGGAUUAAAGAAAUCAGUCCUUCCACCAUUGCACGCUUUAUUAAGGUCGACCUUGCAUCCUGCGCUUCUGUAAGAGCCGCGGCAACAGAGAUCAAUUCGUCUGUCUCUAAGAUCGAUGUUCUUAUCAAUAACGCGGGUAUCAUGGGUGUCGGAUUUUCCCUGACUCCUGACAAUGUGGAAAGCCAUCUAGGUGCCAAUCAUAUCGGUCAUUUCCUCCUCACAAACCUCCUUGUCCCGAAGCUCGAAGUUUCGAGCGAUGGAGCUCGGAUCGUGAAUGUAUCCAGUGCCCUGUACCAGUUAAGCCCCGUGCUAUUCGACAAUUACAACUUUUCCGGUGGCAAGUCCUACAACUCUUUGGAAGCCUACGGACAGUCGAAGACAGCAAAUAUAUUAUUUGCUGUUGCGCUAGCGAAAAAAUUGGAGAGAAAGGGCAUCAAGUCUUAUUCGUUACAUCCUGGUGUCAUUAUGUCGACGGGUCUAUCAGCUGGGGUUGACCCAGAAGCAUGGUCGAUUGUCGAAUCUGCGGUAGGAAACAAGAAGAUGGAGAUGCCAAAGGAAAAGACUAUUAUGCAAGGCUGUGCAACUAUACUUACUGCUGCGCUUGAUCCAACCCUUGACGAUCUAUCCGGCUCAUUUCUGGAUGACUGCAAUCCAAAAAGGCCUUUGCAAUAUGCCUCUGACCCGUCUAACGCAGAGAAGCUGUGGUCCUUGAGUGAGAAAAUCGUCGGGGAAAAUUUCUCCUAUUGAAAUAGUUAUCCUAAUCUCGCCCUAGCUUUGUGGUUCUUUCAGGAAUUUUUAUUAAAGAGAUGAUGAAGAGGAUACUACGGGCAGUAAAAGAGCAAUGCGAGUAACAAAGGCAUCGAUCAAUAACAGUUCUCCUCUAUCCUCUGUUUAUUUAUCUCUUUACGGAAGAAGGGCCUGGGAGAAGUUAAGUUUUUUGCACUUAUAUCUUCCCUAGAAC